Molecule: messenger RNA, 1537 nt
Organism: Triticum aestivum (bread wheat)
Lineage: Eukaryota; Viridiplantae; Streptophyta; Magnoliopsida; Poales; Poaceae
Exons: 5
Coding region: 230-1537 (435 amino acids)
Source: RefSeq, a predicted model, not a curated record
GCUCUUCCUUCCUCCCGCCCGUGUUGUUCCCUCCAAAACCAACCGACGACCAACCGCAGAAGGAAUUUCCCCUGCUUCUUGAAAUCGAUUGGUUGCAGCAGGACGGGAGACGCUCUCCUCUGCCGUCGUCGUCUAUAUAGCCUCCCUCGCCUUCCUCCUCUCCCAUCCUUUCUCAUACGUAGCUUCCUUCCAUCCGCGCUCUCCGUCUCCGCGGUUCGACCGAGGCGAGAUGGAGGACAAGCGGAAGGCCGUCGCCAACAAUGAAGAGCGAAGGCAGCGCCAGCGGCGUGAACGUGAGGUAGAAGACACUGCGACUUCAGGGCGGACGCCGAUUGCAGGCGGCGACGGGACUUUGCCGGAGCUUCCACGGGUGACGGCGGCGACUACGCCCGCUCUAGGCCCCCCACCCGGCGCCUCUUCCCAGUUCGGUGGAGCUCCUGGUCGCGGGGGCGGGUCGGGGCUCUCUCCCUCGCAAUGGAGGUUACCGACGCCGGUGGGCAAUUUAGCUCUCGGUCGCGGGGGCGGGUCAGUGCACGGGGUGGGCAAUCCAGCAGACAACGGGCGUCUGCAGAUCGGCAACGCCGGUGCGCCUCAGGGUCACGGCAGUACUGUCAUUGAUCAGCAGCGCCUCCGCGACCAGCCUUCUUCUUCACGGGCAAGAGCAGCAGGAUGCACUUGUUGCGGCGGAGCGCCCACCACGCGGGUUGUUCUCAACCUGCCCGUGUGCGAGGCUUGCUACAGGCGGGUUUUUCAGGGCUUGCUACAGGGCAACGCGCCUCAGCAGCACGCGCAGAUCGGCUACGCCGGUACGCCUCGGGGAGCAGUGCGCAAUCCAGUGGCAGUCCCUACCCGUGAGCAGCAGUUCUUGGCUAACAUGGAUGCGCCGCCGAGGCCUUUUUCCAUGUUGCCCUUCCGGUGGGGCCCGGCGAACCCCGCGCUGGAGCGGCAGUCUUCUUCACCAGGAUGCUACAGCAAUAUCUUCACCGGCAAAGGGCCCUUGUUCAGCAACGCCGGUGCACGUGCACCACAGGCUCAGGGUCACGCCGGUACUGCCAUUGAUCAGCAGCGCCAGCUCGAGCUCCUCCGCGGCCAGCCUUCUUCUUCACAGGCAAGGGCACCAGGAUGCUCUUCUUGCGGAGCGCGCGCCACGCGGGUUGCUCUCAAGAUGCCCUUUUGCGACGCUUGCUUCAGGGAUACAUUCAUGGCCAACGCGCCUCCUCAGCACGCGCAGAUCGGCUCCAAGCUUCCGAGUCCAGUCCCCAGCUACAACUACGCGCAGACCGGCAACGCGCCUCCGCAGCACGGCAAUGUGUCUUCGAGUCCAGUUCCCACUCCCAGCAACGCCGGCGUGCCUCAGGGUCAGCAGCAGUACCGGGAUCCGGUGGUGGAGCUGCUGGCGGCGACCGAGCCUUCUCCUCCGGCGGGUUCUCAGCGUGCCGCCUAUUCGAGGUGCGAGGCUUGCCGCCUCUCCGGCGAUAAGGCGUGCAUGUUUUGCCACAACCCCGGCCCACCGCCGCCACCGCCAGGGCAGAGCUAG